Coregonus sp. 'balchen' is the source of this 4851-nucleotide messenger RNA. Lineage: Eukaryota; Metazoa; Chordata; Actinopteri; Salmoniformes; Salmonidae. The record is from the annotation of a GenBank genome assembly.
AUGUUGAACUUUCCCUCAGCUGUCAAGGAGUGUGACUUUGUGGACCACAGUGGGGCAUCUGGUGACACUGAAGAAAUAAACGCAGAAGGAAAUGUGGAGGGAUUGUUGGCUGAUUUCAAACUUAACGUGGGCUUAAAAUGCUCCAACGAACAAGAGUCGUCCUUUGGCAGACUGAAGAAAGAGGAGGUGGAAGUGAAGGAGUUGGUUAACUACUCGAAAGACAUGUGAGUUGCCCUAUACUGUAAUACACUGAGUGGACAAAACAUUAAGAACACGUGCUCUUUCCAUGACAUAGACUAACCAGGUGAAUCCAGGUGAAAGCUAUGAUUCUUUAUUGAUGUCACUUGUUAAAUCCACUUAAAUCAGUGUAAAUGAAGGGGAGAAAAACAGGUUAAAGAGGGAUUUUUAAGCCUUGAGACAACUGAGACAUGGAUUGUGUAUGUGUGCCAUUCAGCGGAUGAAUGGGCAAGACAAGAAAUGUAAGUGCCUUUGAACGGGGUAUGGUAGUGUCAGGCGCACCAGUUUCUGUCAAGAACUGCAACACUGCUGGGUUUUUCAAGCUCAACAGUUUCCCGUGUGUAUCAAGAAUGGUCCACCAACCAAAGGACUUCCAGCCAAUUUAACACAACUGUGGGAAGCAUUUGAGUCAACAUGGGCCAGCAUCCCUGUGGAACGCUUUCGACACCAUGUAGAGUCCAUGCCCCGAUGAAUUGAGGCUGUUCUGAGGGCAAAAGGGGAGGUGCAGCUCAAUAUUAGUAAGGUUGAAAUGUUUUGUACAUUCAGCCUGGCCUCAAUGACGUAACAUAGUAAACGUAUAUCUGUGACACUCAAAUUAGUAUGAUAUGUACGGUUACUUAAGCAAGAGGGAGGGAGAUUGGGUGGCGUAUAACGCGAAUGUCUAGCAACCCAACGGUUGCGUGUUCAAAUCACAUCACAGACAACUUUAACAUUUUUGCAACUGCUUACUACUUUACAACUACUUAGCAUAUUAGCUAACCCUUCUCCUAACCUUAACCCUAACUCCUAACCAUUUAGCAGACGCUCUUAUCCAGAGCGACUUACAGUUAGUGCAUACAUUAUUUUAUAUUUAUCAUACUGGCCCCCCGUGGGAAUCGAACCCACAACCCCUGGCGUUACAAACGCCAUGCUCUACCAACUGAGCUACAUCCCUGCCGGCCAUUCCCUCCCCUACCCUGGACAACGCUGGGCCAAUUGUGCGCCGCCCCAUGGGUCUCCCGGUCGCGGCUGGCUACGACAGAGCCUGGAUUCGAACCAGGAUCUCUAGUGGCACAGACCACUGCGCCACUCGGGAGUCCUAACCCUAACCUUAACCUCUAACCCUAACCUUAACCCGUAGCGACUAGCUAACAUUGCCCAUCUAGCUAACGUUAGCCACAACAAAGUGAAAUUCCUAACAUAUCAUACGUAUUGCAAAUUCAUAACAUACUGUACGAAUUGCAAUUAGUAACAUGUUAUACGAAUUGUAAUUCGUAACAUAUCAUACGAAACGUUGUCAUUUAAAUUGACAACAAGUUCAAUGCAGUCCUCAAUGCAGGAGUCUGAACAGCAGACCCAGACGCUGGUGGAGCUGUAGGUGCUGGCCCAGCAGGUCCACUGGUAGAGACCGGCUUAAAAUAUAGGGGGGGGGAAAUACAGACAACACUAGAGUAUGGUAUCUAAUUUCAGUAAAUCAGAAAAGAGAAAACAUGUUGUUUUAGCUUAUAAGCUUUAUUAGUGUUACCUCCUGGGGGUGAAAUCCAUAGACACCUCUCUGAAGGACCUCCCUGAAACCAGUACAGUUCCACAAACACCAAUGACACUUUUUAUUUAGACACACCAAAUGAUCAAUGAAAUCCUAAAAUGUUUGACAUACUUAAAGGGUGUGAUUAGCUAGUAAUUCUCUCUGUCUCUCCACUUGAGAGAAUGCUGAGUGUCCUUUUAUAUUUAUUUAAUUAUGGAUUUACAAGGGGGUAACACUAAUGACAUAAAACUUAAGGACACAUAUUAUAUUUGUAAAAAAAUAAUAAUUUAAUAGCCUUCUUUGUUUUUAUUGAUCUAUACAAUAUAUGAAAUACUUUUAUUUACUUUCUAUCAUUCAAAAUAAUAGAUAGAUAUCUCUAAAUCCCCAAAACAUGUCACUACAACUCUACUCAUCACUACUGGGACAAGCCCAUUUGCUUUCCCUAAGUACUUUAAAGAAUGCAUAAAAAUAACGUUUUGCAGUAUAAAGGACUUACAUUAUGUUUUCACAUUGAUAAACAGUUCAAUAUCAACUAAAACAUGUAUAAUGUCUAACUAUUUGUAAUUUUAGGGUUGUAUUCAAUCCGCAUCACAGAAAUGCAGCUUCACAGCGUGAUUGAAAUGUAAAGACAAUGUUUUAUUUUACCCUAAUUUACCAGGACUUGGCAGAAACUGCAUUCACGCUAAACGCUGGAUAUGUCGACUCAAACGGAAAUUACCUUUCAAUUUAUUUAGCGGAAUCCGUAACGCUUCAGUGUUACAGAUUGAAGAGAGCCCUUAAAGUGUUUUUCAUGGUUGCAAAGGCAAGGGACGCAAAAGCCAAUGCAGUUCAAGAAUGACCCUCUAGAAAGAAGCCUAACUAUAACAUAAACAUAACAUGCCACUUAGCAGACGCUUUUAUCCAAAGCGACUUACAGUCAUGCGUGCAUAAAUUUUUGUGUAUGGGUGGUCCCGGGGAUCGAACCAACUACCUUGGCGUUACAAGCGCCGUGCACUACCAGCUGAGCUACAGAGGACCACUAACACCUUUAAAUAAUAUUUGCUCGCCCACUCUAUAUUUUGUAUAAUUUAUCUGGGUCCCUCCUGCAGACGUCUGGGACAUGACCCACCCUGUGAUCAAGCAGACCCGGGAGAAGCCCAGGGCAAUAUUAGGGGUGUUGAUGGAGAGGAUUAUGACAUCACAACCUUGCCCGGUCACAACCAAAGUCCGGAAGCGCGGCAAUGUAGGAGCCAACGUGAGCACCUGUGUGGCCCUGAGAGGGAAGGUAGGAGGAAAGAUUAACAAGCGUUCUACUGAAGUGAAUGAUGUUUUCAUCAUAUUUUCAUGAGUGGAAAAACAUAAUAAUGUAUAACUGACAACUCAGAUUUAGAUGAUCUCUGUUGUAAAAUAGAUUUUUAAUCUCAAUAAUCUCACUUUAUGAUAGCUAGGCCUACAUAAAUAAUGUAAAUGUCAAGACCAUAUUGACAGAUCACAGAUGUCUGUUCAGUAGUGGUAAUACUCACAGAUGUCUGUUCAGUAGUGGUAAUACUCACAGAUGUCUGUUCAGUAGUGGUAAAUGCUGUAGCCCUGGUUUCCCACAUAGAUCAUUUCCUGUUUUUGUCAUUAGAUCCACUUCCUGAAAAUGAAAUGGUGUAGUAGAGGUGACUGUCUGGGUUAGAAUCUGGGUCGUCUGUGCACCAAACGUCUCUGACUGAUUUGACAUUUUCUCCACAGGCCUCUAUGAAGCAGAGCGGCAGUACUCAGAGAGAUAGUGAUGUGUCACUGGUUAUUCCUGUAAAUACUGUCGUGGCCUACAGUCUGAUUGAACUCUUUGUCAAAUGCAAUGGACAGUUUGGUGAGGAAGUGUAUGGUUAAUCAAGUGCAAUGUCCCAGGUAUAGCUGCAUGGUUAAGUACCAUGGUAAAGUACACAGCUAGCUUAUGUUCCUCAGUGUGUAUGUGGUACAGCCACUGUAUCUGUCUGUGUGUGACUGGUUAUGGCUGUUGUCUGCUCUUGUCCACAGAGCUGUGCCUCUUCUCCAGCAAUGGGGGCUUUGAAAAGGUUAGGUCAAAUUAUGAGUUUGAAGAGGAUGGAAUUAUGGACCUGGUAUGUGACUUUGAUGCCAACAGCCCCCUAAAUCUGAAGAAAGGUAAUAAUGCCAGUGGAGGCUAAUGUCUCCUGUCUAGUGGUCAACAUGUAGUCUACUGAAUGGAACGUCUGGUCAACAUGUAAUGUAGUCUACUGAAUGGAACGUCUGGUCAACAUGUAAUGUAGUCUACUGAAUGGAUCAUCUGGUCAACAUGUAAUGUAGUCUACUGAAUGGAACGUCUGGUCAACAUGUAAUGUAGUCUACUGAAUGGAACGUCUGCUCAAUAUACCACACUUUUGAUAUAUAAAAAAACAUUGAUCACACUUUGACAAAGUAACAUGGUUUAUCUGUUGUUUGUGUGUUGACAGAACUGGAGAAAACUGAGUGGUCAUUUCCAGCUGCUGUCAGCCCUGCCAGCGGCCACACGCUCCUCUCUGCUCCAGCUCCUCAAGACAACCAUGGAGGAUGGAGAGGCAGUCAGUGUGCUGGAGAGUGUGGUGAGUGGGACGUACAGAAACACGGGCCAAACACACACACACACACACAACUAAUGGCAGGAAUGAAUAUAUCAACCAGAAUAUCUGUAACAUACUCUCGGUCUUAAAUGUACUCUCUUUCUCUCUCACUCUUCUCCCCUCUCUCCUCUCUCUCUCUCUCCCCUCUCUCUGUCUCUCUGUCUCUCUCUCUGGUCACAGCUGGAUCAGAAGUGUGAUGGUGAGACUCCUGACCUGGGUGAUCUGGAAGAGUCUGAGAGGGAGACAGUCCAGGCCAUACUGGAUGUUGUAGACCAAUGUGUUGGGGAGGAUGAGAUCAGAUCCUCACUUCUCACUGCCAUCCACCUCAUUGUCAGUGCCAUGGACGGUGGGAUAGAGAGCAAUUUUCACAGGAUUCUGUGUUAUUAUUUGAUCAGUUACUGGGAAACUAGGUUCACUACUGUGGUUUUAUAUGUGUGCAUAUUUAUUUCUUCAGGAAUGACAGAUGACGGUCUCUCUGGGUUGGGAUCCUGUUGCAGUCCUCCAGUCUUACAGGCCCUGCAGAUCCUG